GUUUUCGUUUGACUGCUCAAGUGAGGUUGUUCAGGAUGACGGAAGACCAUCCCGCCCUCACAUGGCUAGCGUUGUACAACGAUUAGAUUAGAUUCACUGCAAGGCUUUAGAGCGUGUCGACGGGCGCGGAAUAUCACGCGCCAUCUGCCCAGCCAACUCAGGAUGUUGUCGCAAUUACCGGCCAAGCAUACGCCCGAUUGUAAGUCAAUUUAGGCUUCACCCAUCCUCCUUUACCUCCACUAACCACCAUGAGCGACGUAACGUCUCCUGCCGAGGAAGCAACCCACCGUAAGGGUACUACAUCUACGGGCGAUAAUAUCAAGUCCUUCGUCUCUGGUGGUGUUGGAGGUAUCGCAGCAGUACUUGUCGGUCAUCCAUUCGAUUUGACGAAGACGCGUCUGCAGACCGCACCGCCAGGUAGUUAUACGGGAGCGAUCGAUGUGGUCAAGAAAACUGUGGCUCGUGAUGGCAUAACAGGGUUAUAUCGUGGUGUUGUUCCACCGUUACUCGGUGUCACACCUAUAUUUGCGGUCUCAUUCUGGUCCUACGAUAUCUCCAAGGUGCUCAUUUACAAAUUGACACCCAAUCGAACAAGUAAAGAGCUCUCUGUAGCUGAAUACGCUGUCGCCGGUUUCUUGUCGGCGAUUCCCACUACUCUGGUGACCGCUCCUGUCGAAAGAGCAAAAGUCUUGCUGCAGGUGCAAGGACAAGGACAAGCGGGUCCGCAAUAUAACGGUGUGUUCGACGUUGUGAAACACCUGUACAAAGAGGGAGGAAUUCGGAGUGUAUUCCGCGGUUCAGCAGCAACUGUCUUGAGAGAUGGACCAGGCAGUGCGGCGUACUUCGCAGCAUAUGAGGUUGUUAAGAAGCUCUUGACACCUGCUGGCGCCUCUCCGUCAGACCUGAAUCUUGGUGCUAUCAUUAUCGCAGGUGGAUCAGCAGGAGUCGCUAUGUGGUCGAUAGCCAUUCCUCCCGAUGUGCUUAAAUCCCGUAUACAAUCCGCACCCACAGGAACAUAUUCGGGGUUCCUCGAUUGUGCGCGGAAAACAAUAGCUGUCGACGGUGUUACGGCGUUGUGGAAAGGGUUGGGUCCGGCCAUGGCUCGUGCGUUCCCUGCAAACGCUGCUACAUUCCUCGGCGUGGAGGCUUCAAAGAAGUUGCUUGACAAGUACAUUUAGCACGUUAUAUCACUUUGACACUUCCUACACCAUCUCGUUUCUGGAUGAUGACCUAUGCAAUAUAUGUACCAACAUCUUUCAUCGUCGUCAUUCAGGAUUUGCAGUCCGAAGAUAGAUGUAAUUCCGCUUUAGUAUCAGAAACAGUCCGAAAUUGUGAACG
Somion occarium is the source of this 1338-nucleotide messenger RNA. The record is from the annotation of a GenBank genome assembly. Lineage: Eukaryota; Fungi; Basidiomycota; Agaricomycetes; Polyporales; Cerrenaceae.